AUGUCAGCCCUACCCGAUGGAGGUGAGAAACAACAACGCCUAAAAAGUCUGAAUCACAUGGUAGAUUACUGUAUGAUUCCUUCAUGCAGGAAGUCACAACUUGUGAGAUACUUUGAUGGUGCAUCUUCCUCUAGUUGUAAUGAGAGAUGUGAUGUUUGCAAACAAUCUCCAAAUCCUCCACUAAACGGAACUGAACAUGCAAGGUCUGUUGUGGCAUGUGUGCAGUCGAUGAUUAAAAUUGAUUCAAAUGUUAGUGUUAAAUAUUUGGCACUGACAUAUCGGGGAUCGAGAUCGAAGGAAAUUGUAAAUGAAGGUUACGUAAAUGCACAGAAUCAUGGGAGUGGUUCUAAAGACUUUAAUAGUAAAACAAUGUACAAAUUUAUUCAUUUAUUGAUUACUGGUGGCAUUUUACAAGAGAAACUAAGAACUGUCUCAGACACUAAAACGACACCACUCCUUGUUCUUGGUGAAAAAGCAUCACAAGUUUUAGAAAGGGAUUUUAAAUUUGUGUACUACAAAUAGUUAUGUAAUGAACUACAAAUAGCUUUAACGAUUCCUCACGGGAUUAUAGCCUGUUUACAUUAUAAGUGUACCCGUGGAAAAUAUGGAAAAACAGGCAAUUGGCUAAUCCCUGUAAAUCUCUCUAUUGUUGUAAUACUAUCUCUUUCAAUUAUGACAAUCAUGCACUGUCAAUGCUUUCGUUAUCAGACUGUUCAGAAACACAUACAUUAAAUUUUUCAUACAACAUUCGAGAAAACUGUUGCUUUACUUUCAAUUUGCCUUUCGAAUAAACAUCAAUCAGUGACUGUUGAACAUUACCCUCACAAUUUCCCUCUUUGGUCAUCUUAUGUAUGACAUCAUCACUGGCAUCAUCAGAGAUAACGUUCUCCUUCAAGCAAAACCACAUCGCCUUUAGUUGAUCAAGGAUAGGGUCUUGCUCUUUGUGGCGGGACGUAGGGUGAACAUCAAAUGCACUAGGGCUGGAAUACGCUGCUCGUAUUGUGCUGAAUGCCUCAAUAUUAACCAUCAACCGUUUCAGCAUGUUGAUGCUUGAGUGACCUG
Messenger RNA from Paramuricea clavata, 1062 nucleotides. NCBI's taxonomy places the organism in Eukaryota, Metazoa, Cnidaria, Anthozoa, Malacalcyonacea, Plexauridae. The record is from the annotation of a GenBank genome assembly.